This is a messenger RNA of Olea europaea var. sylvestris, 5207 nucleotides long. Its product is annotated as exportin-4. The record is from RefSeq and is a predicted model, not a curated record. The transcript is spliced from 39 exons. Lineage: Eukaryota; Viridiplantae; Streptophyta; Magnoliopsida; Lamiales; Oleaceae. Gene Ontology annotation, molecular function: nuclear export signal receptor activity. Bases 110 to 4873 code for a protein of 1587 amino acids. Gene Ontology annotation, cellular component: cytoplasm; nuclear pore. Gene Ontology annotation, biological process: protein export from nucleus.
CACCUUCGUAUUUUCGCCACACCACCCUACACAGCACACAUCACUCAGCGGUUUUACAUUUCCAUCCCACCUCUCCAUCGCCGUCCCCAGUUCAGCGACGACGACGACGAUGCAUCAAGCCGGCUAUCAUCCGAAUACGGGCCCCCCAGAUAUGGCACAACUUCAAGCCACGAUGCGAUCUAUCGAACUUGCCUGCAGUUCUAUUCAGAUGCAUGCAAAUCCAGCUGCUGCUGAGGCAACCAUAUUAUCACUAAACCAGUCUCCUCGACCAUACCAGGCAUGUCAAUUCAUUCUAGAAAAUUCUGAGUUGGCAAAUGCAAGAUUUCUUGCUGCUGGAGCAAUUAGAGAUGCGGCUAUUAGAGAAUGGUCAUUUCUCGAGACUGAUUACAAGAAAAGCUUGAUCUGGUACAUCAACCACAUUUUUGUCGCCAAGCAAUCUUCUCCAUCUCCACCAACCUCUCCAGUUCUUCCCUUAAUGCUCUAUGUUUAUCCUUCUCCUCCCUGGCUAACCUUCGACUCUCCUCCUACCUAUCCAACUCAUCUAUCUCCGAAAGCCUCCCACUCUCCGCAUAUCAAGAACCUGUCUAUACGAGAAAGAUCCGGUUGGUCCCGAUUAGAAGAUCAGGUAAAAUCUCUCCCAAUCAUAGGCAAAUCCACUAACAUAUUCUCCCUUAUAAAGUCUGAAAACUCCUCCAUAGCCCCCGUGAGUCUCCCACUGCUCGACCUCUCAAUAGGAAAUCGAACCACAUUAAAGUCACCUCCUAUACACGUUGGUAGAUUCCACCAAGCCAUUAUUCCAGCCAGUUCAUCCCACAAGCCCCGUCUACUGUCAUCACUAAUGAUUCGUGGUCCGAAUCCAAUCAAAUCCCCUGUUUCCUCCUCCUGUAUAACAUCACUUUCUAUUUCUCCCUUCUUGGUUCCAUCUACCCACAACACAAGUGCUUUUUCCGUCCCCAAGUCACUUACUUUCAUUGACUUUGAGUUCCUUCUAUUAUAUGUAUUCGCAACCCUUGUUGUCAAAGGUGUCACAUCAUGCUCUAUCACCCUUGAGGUAACUAGAUCCUUUGACAGUACAUGCCUCGUCCCUUGGUCACCCAGUAAAAGCCCAUCAUCGUGUGGGGCUGUGUCCGUAGCACCCAUCUUUAUUGUCUCCAAGUUCACCAUAUUCGGGUCCUCUUCUUUAGACAAAGGUUUGCUGUUAUGUCUGCAUAAGUCAAUCCUUGUCGAUUAUGUUCAUUCACAGGUCGAUGUUUGGCUUUAUCCCUCGCAACAAAAGAAUCAACAACAGUUUGAAACACCCGCUAGUUUGAUGCCCAUCCUUCUCCAUUCGCACCUUCCGGCACCAUCACAACUCCCUUCCGACGCCUAUCCCCAAACUGCGCUAUCAUCAAGUACCUACCACGGCGAUUCGAACAACGCUGUGCCAAGAAGGCAUCGUUACUGGACUGGGGACAUUCUGCCCGUCAUCCUGGUUUUCUGGCGCCGGCGCGUGACUGACGCGCCGCCGCGCGUGACUGACACGCGCUGUUCCGACGGCGCGUGGGUCACUCAACUCCGUCCCCCUGGCCGGAAUCGCCUUGGCGUAAGGCCGGUGAAUGGUUGGCCUAUCGACGUGAUGUCGCCGGCGACUGUAGCGGUCGGUGGUGAUGGGGUGUUCGGGGGCUGGCUAAGGAGGCUUAGUUUGCAAUUACUAUUACUUAACAUGUUUUCUUUUGGUGUAAAAGAGCAUCGAAACCACCAAUGGCUAGAUUUUACAGCUGCUGAGAAGGAGGCAGUUUUCCUUGAGGUGAAACAGGCUGUUACUGGCAGCCAGAUUGUUGAUGUACAGUUUAUGGGAAUCAGUUUUUUGGAAUCGUUGGUAUCAGAAUUUUCACCCUCUACAUCAACUGCUAUGGGCCUUCCUAGAGAAUUUCAUGAGCAGUGCCGAACAUCGUUAGAGCUGGACUAUAUAAAGGAAUUUUACCGUUGGGCACAAGAUGCUGCUAUAAAUGUCUCAAAUAGAAUAAUUGGAUCUGACUCAGCCAUUCCUGAAGUUAAAGUGUGUUCAGCAGCCCUUCGUCUAAUGCUUCAAAUCUUGAAUUGGGACUUUAAAGGGAAAAAAAAUGCAGUUGAGAGUUCUAAAAGAGGGCUAGAUGUGUAUUGUGGUGAAAUUAAGCCAGAGAGUAACUUUCUUGGAAGGUCUGAAUGCAUCUUGGUGCAGCCUGGUUCCUCGUGGUGGGAUGUGCUGAUUUCAAGUGGUCAGGUCGGAUGGAUUUUGAACUUGUAUGGUGCACUGAGACAGAAGUUUUCAUGUGAAGGCUACUGGCUAGACUGCCCUCUUGCAGUUUCUUCUCGGAAACUUAUUGUCCAAUUUUGCUCCAUAACAGGAACCAUAUUUCCUUCUGACAGCGGGUACAUGCAAAGGCAGAACCUUGUACAACUGUUAUCUGGAAUCAUACAAUGGAUAGAACCUCCUGAUGCUGUUUUGAAAGCUAUAGAAUGUGGAAGAAGUGAAAGUGAACUCCUUGAUGGUUGCCGAGCACUGAUGUCUAUGGCAGCUGUGAGUACACCACUUGUGUUUGAUCAACUCUUGAAAUCUUUGAGGCCUUACGGCACUCUUACACUGUUAUCUGUGCUGAUGUCUGAAGUCAUCAAAUGCCUUUUGGAAAACCUCUCAGAAGAAGAGACGUGGAGCUGGGUAGCACGCGAUAUUUUACUGGACACUUGGACUGCACUUCUUACGCGGUUGGAUAGUAGUGGACAUAAUGAUUUGCUUCCACCAGAAGGAAUUAGUGCUGCAGCAAAUCUCUUUGCAAUUAUAGUAGAGUCUGAGUUAAAGGCUGCUUCUGCAUCAGCCUUCAGCGACGAUAAUGAAUAUGAUUACCUCCAUGCUUCUAUUUCUGCUAUGGAUGAACGAUUGAGCUCCUAUGCUCUUAUUGCUCGAGCAGCUAGUGGCGCCACAAUCCCUUUACUCACCACACUUUUCUCAGAGCGUAUUACAAGGCUUCAUCAGGGCAGAGGCACAACCGAUCCAACGGAAACUUUGGAAGAACUUUACUCACUGUUACUGAUAACUGGGCACGUUUUGGCAGAUGAAGGACAGGGUGAAACACCCUUGGUGCCGAAGGAGAUACAAGCUCAAUUUACGGAUGUGGAUGCAGACAAACAUCCAGUUGUUAUUCUCUCUGGUUCAAUCAUUAGGUUCGCUGAGCAAAGUUUGGAUCCAGACAUGAGAACAUCAUUUUUCAGUCCUAGACUUAUGGAGGCAGUUAUAUGGUUCCUUGCAAGAUGGUCUUCAACAUACCUGAUGCCACCUGAAGAAUAUAAAGGAAAUAAAAGUGGUGAAAAUAAUAAUGAUGCCCAAGUUCGUUUAGAACACUCCAAAAAUGCACUGCUUAGGUUUUUUGGCGAGUAUAACCAGGGAAAACUUGUGCUUGAUAUUAUUAUUCGAAUCUCCUUGACUACACUUGUUUCAUACCCUGGGGAGAAGGACCUGCAGGGACUUACAUGUUACCAGUUACUUCAUGGACUAGUUCGACGAAAAAAUGUUAUUUCACAUCUUGUUUCUUUGGAGUCAUGGCGUGACUUAGCAAAUGUUUUUGCUAAUGAAAGGGGUUUGUUCUCAUUAAACGCUUCUCACCAGCGUUCACUGGCUGAGACACUUGCUCUUGCAGCUUCUGGCAUGAAAACGUCCGAGGCAUCAAAUCAGUAUAUAAAAAGUUUGACGAACCAUAUGACAGCUAAUUUGGUGGAGUUGUCAUGCAAGAAUGAUCUCAAACAUAUUGCUCAACAGCCAGAUGUUCUUUUGUUGGUUAGUUGCUUGUUGGAGCGGCUUCGUGGGGUUGCAAGUGCCUCAGAACCUCGAACACAAAAGGCAAUUUAUGAAAUGGGUUUCACUGUGAUGAAUCCUGUCUUGAUUUUUAUUGAGGCUUACAAACAUGAGUCGGUAGUUGUCUAUCUUCUACUCAAAUUUGUCGUCGAUUGGGUGGACGGCCAAAUAAUCUACUUAGAGGCCCGUGAAACUGCUGCUGCUGUUGACUUCUGUACACGUCUGCUUCAGCUGUACUCAUCUCACAAUAUCGGCAAGAUAUCAGUUAGCCUUUCAAACAGCUUACUUAGUGAAGCAGAUACAGAUAGAUACAAGGAUUUACGGGCCCUUCUACAACUCCUUGCAAAUCUGUGUUCGAAGGAUCUGGUUGACUUUGCAUCUGAACCCCUCGAGGCUUAUGGUGUGAGCAUUUCUCAGGUUGUAUUUAUGGGUCUUCACAUAGUAACCCCUCUGAUUACUUUGGAGAUGCUGAAAUAUCCCAAGCUUUGUCACAGUUAUUUCUCUCUACUAUCGCACAUGCUGGAGGUUUACCCUGAAAUAGUCGCUCAAUUAAACAUUGAAGCCUUUGGUCAUAUAGCAGAAACUCUUGAUUUCGGGCUUCAUCAUCAGGAAGGUGAAGUUGUUGACUUAUGUCUAAGGGCUCUAAAAGCACUUUCAUCCUAUCAUUACAAGGAAAAAGGAAUGGAUAAAGUUGGUUUAGGUUCACAUGUUACCAGUUAUAAGGAUCCUGGUGGAAAAGUUCGAGAAGGCAUACUGAGUCGGUUCCUUUGUUCAUUGCUGCAACUUCUUCUUUUUGAGGACUACAGCAUGGAUCUUGUAAGUUCUGCAGCAGAUGCACUUUUCCCAUUGAUACUGUGUGAACAAAGUGUUUAUCAGAAUUUAGUGAAUGAAUUGAUAGAAAGGCAGACCAACCAAAUGUUCCGAUUACGGCUAACAAAUGCUCUCCAGUCUCUCACAAAUUCAAACAACCUUUCUACGACACUUGACCGUGUAAAUUUCCAGAGAUUCCGGAAGAAUUUACACAGUUUUCUCAUUGAAGUUCGUGGGUUUCUUCGAACAAUAUGACACCUGCAAAAUCAGUAGAAUAUGAGCAAUCUACUGAGUUUGUAAAUUUUUGUCUGAGGAACUCCAAGAGUGCCUUUUCAGGUUGCGUUUGGAAUGUAAGUGCCUUUCUGCAAUGUGUUGUAGAGUUGAUUUUGUGGUCCUAUAGGCAUUUGUGAUUGAUAUUAAUUAUUUUGUAUAUUCGAUCUUGCUGUGAGUAGUCUGAGAAGAUAUGAAUCAUUAGGAAGUAGACACAGAGUUGCUUAAAUUGAAUUUUGUAUCUCCCCCACUCUACACCCAACAAAUCCAAUUAUGUACCCCUCUUUCGAUAAAAAAAAAAAUGUUCUCAAGUUUAUUU